CUCUUAGAGGAUCAUCUCAACCAACGCAAGGCAGAAGAAGGCUUAGAUGCUGACAUGGUGGAGAACAGUGGUGACGAGAGGGGAUGGGAAGGAUGGGAUAUAGAUUCUGACGACUCUUCUGAAGAGGAGAGUGAAAAUGGGUGGAUAAACGUGGAAAGCGAUGGCGAAGAAGCCUUCGAUAUGAGCGAUAGCGAAGACGACUCGGCGAAGAAAGCAGCACUAUCUGAGACUGUGCAACAAAACGACACACCAAUUCUGACACCCGCGGAUUUUGCUUUGUUACAAGAGCUACGGCUAAAGGAGGCCCAGAAAGCUGUAGAGAUGGGUGGAGGCUCACAGUCUAAACGAAAGCUUGCGCUUCUUGAGGCACAGAAAAAGGCUACCGCCAUGGUUGUUGAUGAUCACGACGGCGAGGUUAUUACCGAAGCUACUAUACUUGGUCCCCGCAAAAAGGCCAAAGCAAGCUACGAGGAGCGAAUGGCAUCGAUAGCCAAGGGACGUGAAGGGCGAGAGAAAUUUGGAAGUUACAAAGGCAAGAAGAGGAAAGCAGCAUUAAGCAGCUCCACAAAUAGGGAGAAGAGUCGAAAUAAGCCUGUCAUGAUGGUCCGUCAAAGUAGUGCUGUGAGGGCGAAGAAGAUGGCAGGGUUGAAAGACAAACAGAAGAGAAUCAGGGCACACAUUGAGAGGGCUAAAAAAGCUUAUCAUUAG
Molecule: messenger RNA, 708 nt
Organism: Acaulospora colombiana
Lineage: Eukaryota; Fungi; Glomeromycota; Glomeromycetes; Diversisporales; Acaulosporaceae
Source: the annotation of a GenBank genome assembly